This is a messenger RNA of Tetrapisispora phaffii CBS 4417, 1335 nucleotides long. RefSeq lists its product as uncharacterized. Bases 1 to 1335 code for a protein of 444 amino acids. The record is from RefSeq and is a predicted model, not a curated record. The transcript has a single exon. Lineage: Eukaryota; Fungi; Ascomycota; Saccharomycetes; Saccharomycetales; Saccharomycetaceae.
AUGUUUAAUAUUAAUUCAAAAAAAAAUAAGAAAAGGCGUGAAUUGACCACUCAACAGGACUACUAUUUAGAAGGUAUCGACUAUGAACAACAAGGUGAGAGGUGGAUUCAUAGUGAUAUUCGAAAGUCAUUAACCAACUACUUAUCGGCAUUCAUGACGUAUGAGAAGGGGAUCUCGUUGUUUAAAGGCAAUGGAGAUCGUAAAUGUGAAUAUGAUAUAAAGUUUAAUAUGACUAGGAUUUCACUUGUAAUAUAUUCUGAAUAUAUUUGUAAUGAUUAUGGUAUGAAUCUUUUAAAAUAUAUAGAUUUAGAGAAUUCGACUUUGGAUCUAAAUAAAAUUGUUAUUCCAUUGCCUGAUAUAAUUAAGAAUUUUGAAAAUGUCUAUACAGAAUAUCACGAUGUUAAAACAUGGGAUUUUGAUUACAAUUUAAUAACAUCUUAUUUAUCGUAUAUUGAAAAUGAAGAGAUGUAUGAGAAUAUCAGCAUGGAAGAACUUGACUCGAUCACUGAAAAAAUGUUGAUGAUAUUAAAUGAGUUGAUUGUUACUAUUCAGCAAGAAACGAUCCAAUAUAACGAGGCGAUUGCGUCAAUUGAACAAAAAUCCAAUGAGGAAGAGAUGAACGAUAACAGCUUCAAGAAAGAAGAAAAAAUUGAGGACGAGAGCGAUGAAUACAUGGAGGUUAGCGACACAGUGACCAAUGACACGCUACCGGAAGUGUUGUGCAUUGGCUACAAAUAUAUCAUCGGUGUGUUUGAGAGAGGAAUAUUCAAUAAUGAAAAAGUUAAUCAAUUAUACUCUGCAUUGAACACAAUUGAAGUGCAUGACGCCAAAGUGGCUGAGAGUGAAUCCAUGAUCGAGUUAUCAAAAUUAAAAGAACAGAUUAACGGCAUGGGAUUGUAUUCCCAUGCUUUUGAAACACAAGAAGAAUAUUUAAAUCGACUUUCAAAAGUUGACAUAACUACUACAACCUUGGUAAUUGAAUUUUUCAUUAGUACUAUUGGAGACGACGACGUCUCCAAUAAAUGGAAAUUGUGCACACAGUUGAAUAAGAUAUAUAACGAACAAUUGAAAAACAAUGGAUUACAGAUAAUGUACAAAUUACUAUUAAUGUUAAAUUUACUAGAAAAUGAAAUUGAAAGAUGUAAACUAAGUGCGUUUUUAAAAAUGAAUGAAAAGACAACACAUAUCCUUGAAAAGAACUGUCUAACCAUGAAAAACAAUAUAAUUAAACUUUGUGACAUGCCCUCUUCAGUAGAUAAAUUGAAUGAGAAUAUAAUCAAAAAACUACAAAGACAAUACAUCAAAGACCAAGCGACAGAGUUGUUGAGUAUGUGA